Messenger RNA from Nycticebus coucang (slow loris), 321 nucleotides. RefSeq names its product NADH dehydrogenase [ubiquinone] iron-sulfur protein 5-like. The transcript has a single exon. Lineage: Eukaryota; Metazoa; Chordata; Mammalia; Primates; Lorisidae. The coding region runs from base 1 to 321 and encodes 106 amino acids. The record is from RefSeq and is a predicted model, not a curated record. Gene Ontology annotation, biological process: mitochondrial respiratory chain complex I assembly.
AUGCCUCUCUUUGAUAUACAGAAAAGGCUGGGCCUUAAUUUAGAUCGCAGGUUGACGAUCCAAAGUGCUGAACAACCCUACAGGAAUCCUGCUCGAUGCCACGCUUUUGAAAAAGGAUGGAUAGAAUGUGCACAUGGAAUUGGUACUAUCCGGGCACAGAAAGAGUGCAAGAUAGAAUUUCAUGAUUUCACAGAAUGUAUAACUCGGGUGAAAACAAUUCAACGCUUGAAAGCCAUCCAGAAACAGCAGGAUAAGCUAAUAAAGGAAGGGAAAUAUACCCCUCCACCCCACCUCUUGGGCCAGGAGGAGCCUAGACCCUGA